ACAACUGUGAAGUAUACUGCAAACGCAUUAAGAAAAUAUUUUCCUUAAUAUUUUGUUUGAGAUUGAAAAUUUUAAUUUGGCCAUAAAAGCCACAAAUUAAUGCUAUCAAUUGAAAAUUAGAAGUGCCUAAAAAAUUGCCAAAAGAAAGAAAAAUGUCUUUUUUAAGAGGGUCCUUAAAUUAUGUUUGGUGUACCACUAGCGUAUUAGGUAAAGGAGCCACUGGUUCAGUUUUUCAGGGCGUUAAUAAAAUAACUGGUGAAUCUGUGGCUGUUAAAACAUUCAAUCCGUACAGUCAUAUGCGACCGCCAGAUGUUCAAAUGCGCGAAUUCGAAGCUUUAAAAAAAGUCAAUCAUGAGAAUAUUGUUAAAUUGCUGGCCAUCGAAGAAGAUCAAGAGGGCCGUGGAAAAGUUAUUGUGAUGGAGCUUUGUACUGGUGGUAGCUUAUUUAAUAUACUAGACGAUCCUGAGAAUUCAUAUGGUUUACCUGAAAAAGAAUUCCUUUUGGUCUUAGAGCAUUUAUGCGCGGGUAUGAAACAUUUAAGAGAUAAUAAAUUGGUACAUCGUGAUUUAAAGCCCGGAAACAUAAUGAAAUUCAUUUCGGAGGACGGCCACACUAUAUACAAACUUACGGAUUUCGGUGCUGCGCGAGAACUUGAAGAUAAUCAGCCAUUUGCCUCAUUAUAUGGCACCGAAGAAUAUUUGCAUCCCGAUCUCUAUGAACGAGCCGUGUUAAGGAAAUCCAUUAACCGUUCCUUUACGGCCAAUGUGGAUUUGUGGUCUAUCGGUGUCACCUUAUACCAUGUAGCUACAGGAAACUUACCAUUUCGUCCCUACGGCGGUCGUAAAAAUCGUGAAACGAUGCAUCAAAUUACUACCAAAAAAGCUUCAGGUGUUAUAUCUGGAACCCAAUUGUCUGAAAAUGGACCAAUUGAAUGGUCUACAACUUUACCCGCACAUUGUCAUCUUUCCGAAGGAUUAAAAACAUUGGUUACUCCACUGUUAGCCGGUUUACUUGAAGAGAACCGGGAAAAAACUUGGUCUUUCGAUCGUUUCUUUCAAGAGGUUACAAAUAUUUUGCGUAAGCGAGUAAUACACGUGUUCUAUACGAACCGCACCAGUUCGGUGGAAAUCUUUUUAGAACCUGAAGAAUUAAUUGAACAUUUUCGCGAGAGAAUUUUAAUGCAGACCAAAGUUCCAAUGGAAAGACAGAUACUAUUAUUCAAUAAUGAACAUUUAGAAAAAAAAGUUACUCCGCAUACCAUUGCUAAGGCAUUUCCAGCGACGUACACGGAAAAUCCGAUAUUCCUUUAUAGCAACGAAGAUAAUAACGUACAAUUGCCGCAGCAAUUGGAUCUGCCCAAAUUUCCGGUGUUCCCGAACAAUGUUUCGGUAGAAAAUGAUGCCAGUUUAGCUAAGGCUGCCUGCAGUGUUGGUCACGAAUGUAAAAGGCGUGUGGAUACGUUUACCACCAUAGAUAUUUUGAUCAAGAAGGCAGUGGCGCAAUUUAUAGAGACACUAACCACUACAAUAACGCUAUUAAUAAAAAAAACAAAAAAUUUUGAUAAACUAAUUUCAACAGUGAUAGAAUACGUAGACGCUGUGAAAUGUAUGUCUAAAAUGACUAAAGGUGAGGAGGAACUUAAUCCAUUAAUAUAUAAAUUGGAAAAAUUGAGAACUGAAUUUGAAGGCGCAGCUGAUGUGAUUAUGCAGUUGCAUACCAAUUUCGUAAUGGGUGAUCAAUUAAACGAUCAAUGGUCUUCAGCGAUGCAUGGCAAACAUUGUCCAUGCCGGACUAGAGCGAGCGCUCAAGCAAAAUAUUUAAUUGAACGUUUAAGAGAUUCUUGGCAGCACUUAUUACGCGAUCGCGCCACACGCACUUUAACGUAUAAUGAUGAACAAUUUCAUGCUUUGGAAAAGAUUAAAGUCGAUCGUAACGGUAAACGAAUAAAGUCUUUACUUUUGGAUGAUGUGAAGCCAUCGGUUGCACAAAUGGCUGAAUGUUUAGCUGAUUGGUACAAACUGGCUCAAACCGUUUACUUAAAGAGUGAAAUUUUAGAAAAAGAUGUCCGAGAAUAUGAACGAAACUUGGACAUCUUAAAGGAAGAUCUAUAUAAAAUCAAGAGUGAUAUACAAAAGGAUAUGGAUGCCAAAUUGUUUAACAACAGUAAUCAGUUAUUGAAAAUUGAGCAAAAAAAUCGCUUAAGGUUUAUGCAACAGCAACAAGAGGAGAUUAUGGCUUUAAUGAAAGAAAAUCGCCAAUUUAUUGGCAUGUUACAAGAGUUAGGUACCAAUUUGGGUUCAUCUCUAACUGGGACAUUAAAAAUCUAGAAAUGGAGGAAGAAUUGUUUGAAAAAUCUCAUUAACUUUCCAUAUGUUUUUAAGUGCUGUUCAGGCAAUUUUUGACGGUAUUAAUGCAAUUUUAUUAAUUUUUUUAACCCUUUUUUUUUUUUAUUUAUUAUUUGCAAUUGUUGAUUCAAAUACAAUUUAUAUAACUUUAAGCUUUUUAUAUAUAUCUCACUCUAUAUAAAUAGCCGUUAGAUCUCGUAUAAAUAUUUUUCUUAAGUUU
Glossina fuscipes is the source of this 2565-nucleotide messenger RNA. RefSeq names its product serine/threonine-protein kinase TBK1 (gene IKKepsilon). The record is from RefSeq and is a predicted model, not a curated record. The transcript is spliced from 10 exons. Gene Ontology annotation, cellular component: cytoplasm. Gene Ontology annotation, biological process: peptidyl-serine phosphorylation. Gene Ontology annotation, molecular function: protein serine/threonine kinase activity; ATP binding; protein binding. Lineage: Eukaryota; Metazoa; Arthropoda; Insecta; Diptera; Glossinidae. The coding region runs from base 153 to 2327 and encodes 724 amino acids.